AUGGCACAACCGCCGCCUCGAGGCGGUGGUCUCUCGCUAUAUGCCAAUCUCCUCGACCCAAAGGACCCUCCUCCAUCCUCCGCCACGAUAUCUUCCGCACCAGUAGUCUACAGCCAGAGCAAACAGCCCGGGAGCGAGCCAACAUCUAAGCCGCUCGCCGACCCGUCGCUCCGGUUUCAGCCCAUCCGCCGCCCGCAAGCGAAGCAAGCAAACAAACCCAAGCAAUCAUUCCCUAAAGUUAGCUCGAAACCCGCCGGAGAGCCUGCUGCGACGGAACCACAAGCUGCCGCAGGAGCAGCCGUCCCGAAGAGCAGGCUUGCCGACUGGGCGGCCACCGAGGAUGACGAAUGGCUAUACGGUACGGGAGAGAAGCGCCAGCGUGGAGGCCGGAAGAAGAAGAAGAGGAAACAAGAGUACCAAGUUCAAACAGACUGGGAGGAGCUGUACGAUCCAUCCAAGCCCACCAAUAUCGACGAGUACGUGCGUAGCGAUGAGAAGAUAGACGAGGUUAGAGACUGGAAAGCUCUACUUUACCGCCACAGGAGGAAGCCCGUGGACAGCGACUCAUCAGAUGCCGAGGACACAGGGUCUAUGCCUCAAAACCGAUAUGCUCCCCCAUCAUUCAACGCUUUCGCGCCGCCUCCCCCAUCGCCACCUAGAGCCUUCCCCGAUGAAAAGUCAGGAGAGGAGACUUCUUCACGCCCUACCAUAACAUCACAAGCUCAAGACACUGUUCCUCCUCCACCACCCGCGCCACCACGGGACGACUAUCCUCCUCCACCGCCCCCAGAAGACUCGGCAACGAUAUCUCGGGCUCCCAUUCGAUAUACUCAGAACACCCAGAACCAAGAAGUUGAAGACGAAGACAUGGAUGAGCGCCCGGGCCUAGGAAGCUCCAACGAACCUCAGGACGACGGCCCGCGCUCCAGUCGCCCUGGUCAAGCCGGCUUCGCCCACCGCCUGAUGUCAAAGUACGGCUGGACGCGAGGGACCGGUCUCGGCGCCGACGAGUCCGGCAUCGUGAACCCUUUGCAGGUCCAGGUCGAGAAGCGGCGCAAGAAGGCAGACGCGGACGGCGGCGGCUGGGCAGAGCCGGGCGGCAAGGGCAAGAUCAUCGGCGGCAAGAGGAAGGAGGAGUCGAGCAAGUUCGGCGCCAUGAGCGAGGUCAUCGUGCUGCAGGACAUGCUCGAGAACAUAACAGAUCUCCAAGCGGAAAUCGCCGACGGCCUGGCCCAGGAGAUUGGGGAGGAGUGCGGAGAGAAGUAUGGGCGAGUUGAGAGGCUAUAUAUCGACCAAUCUAGCCGGCAGGUUUUUAUCAAAUUUACGAAUCAAGUCUCAGCGCUUCGGGCUGUCGAUGCUCUGGCCGGUCGAGUGUUCAAUGGCAACACGAUCAAACCAAAAUUCUUUGAUGUGGAAAAAUUUGAGAAAGGUAUUUAUCAAUGA
Messenger RNA from Clonostachys rhizophaga, 1443 nucleotides. NCBI's taxonomy places the organism in Eukaryota, Fungi, Ascomycota, Sordariomycetes, Hypocreales, Bionectriaceae. The record is from the annotation of a GenBank genome assembly.